AUGGCUUCAUCCAGCAGUUCUAUAAACAAUGGUGCAAAUAUUGUUGACACAUUAAUCGGUUCUAACGAUGAUGACGGACAUGAACGCAUCGAUGAGUCAACUGAUGCUAACAAUUCAAGUUAUGGCAGUCAUAAUGUCCGUCCAUUACGUCUGUAUGACGUUGAUCAAUUAGGAGAUAUAACCAGCCAUGUAUACAUAACAACUGAUGGAACAAAGUUCUGGAAACCUUUGGUGUCUCCUGAAUAUACACCUACUAUCGGAAUGGUUUUUGACACAUGGAGCGACGUUGAGAAUAUGUACAAGUCUUAUGCUGAGAGGUCUGGGUUUUCUGUACGUUUGGGUGCCUUGAAGAAAAAGGGAACGGUUGUUACACAUAGGUAUAUGCAAUGUACCAGAUCCAGUAAACCUAAGCAAACACAACUUGAAUCGAUGGACCCUAGUGCUUUUAAAGUAUCUCGAAGUAGCAGCUACAAAGUUACUGACUGCAGGGCGCGGCUAAAGCUUAAAGCUAUCUCAGGCACUACAAAAUUCUUCAUUUACGGUUUUAUUGAAGCUCAUAAUCAUGGAUUGGUCGACAAGGACAAUCUGGACUUUACCAGAAAAAGGAGGAAACUUAGUUAUGACGACCAGAGGUUCAUUCACAAACUAAGCUUGAACAAAAUUGGCCCUAAUGUCGCGCAUAAGAUUCGAGCUUCGUUAAAGGGUGGGCACCAUAAUGUACAAGGAACUGUAGUAGAAUUCAAAAAUUUCACUAGAGAUCUACGGUCUUUUAUCGGCAAGAAGGAUGCACAAAUGGUUGUUGAUACGUUAAAAUCUCGUAUGAUAAACCUGCCAAAUUUCUUUUUUGAAUGUGUGGUGGUUGACGGUGAGUUAAGAUCAUUGUUCUGGGCUGAUGACGUAUCCAAAUGCAAUUACGAAGCCUUCGGAGAUGUGUUAGGUUUUGAUGCAACAUAUCAUACGAAUCAGUAUAACAUGAUAUUUGUUCCGUUUACCGGUGUCGAUCACCAUAAAAAGUGUGUCACAUUUGGUGCUGGGCUAUUAUACGAUGAAACAAUUGGUUCUUACACGUGGUUGCUUACCACAUUCCUUAAAGCUCAUAACAAUAAGCAACCAACGUUGGUGUUGACCGAUCAGGAUGCUGCGAUGAAGCAAGCAGUUUCUGGUGUAUUCAAUAAAGCUAUUCACCGGCUGUGUAUGUGGCAUAUUGUAAGGAAAAUUCCUGCAAAGAUUGCAGGUGAUGUAUUGGAAAAUAUAGACUUGAGAGCUGCUAUACAUAAGCUGGUUUGGAAUUUGUUUAUCACACCUGAAGAAUUUGAAUAA
Messenger RNA from Helianthus annuus (common sunflower), 1320 nucleotides. RefSeq names its product protein FAR1-RELATED SEQUENCE 5-like. Lineage: Eukaryota; Viridiplantae; Streptophyta; Magnoliopsida; Asterales; Asteraceae. The transcript has 4 exons. The record is from RefSeq and is a predicted model, not a curated record. Bases 1 to 1320 code for a protein of 439 amino acids. Gene Ontology annotation, biological process: regulation of DNA-templated transcription.